AGAAAAUUCCUUACCCUAAAUCAGUAUUUUUUAUAGUCAGCAACGAAUUUUGCGAACGAUUCAGCUACUAUGGCAUGCGAACGAUCCUCAUCCUUUAUCUCACGAAUAUACUGCUGUUUAGUGAAUCACAAUCGUUAGUAACUUACCAUACGUUUUCCAUGUGUGUAUAUUUUUUCCCAUAAUUGGUGCCAUAAUUUCAGACAGUUUUUUAGGAAAAUUUAAUACAAUCUUUUAUGUUUCGAUGAUAUAUGCUAGUGGAAGUAUUCUACUUGCACUAACAGCUAGUGAUCCCAUAGGGUUACCUAAAGUUGGUUUCUCAAUAUUGGGCCUAUUACUCAUAGCCAUAGGCACCGGUGGUAUUAAACCAUGCGUUGCAGCGUUUGGAGGAGACCAAUUUCGCCUACCCCAACAAGCGAAGGACCUAGAGAGGUUUUUCUCAUUAUUUUACUUCUCUAUCAAUGCUGGAAGUUUGAUAUCAACUUUUAUAACUCCAAUUUUAAGAAAUGAUGUACAUUGUUUUGGUAAUGAGAGCUGUUUUCCUUUGGCUUUCGCAGUUCCCGGAAUUCUGAUGGUAAUUUCUAUAGUCAUCUUCGCCUCAGGACGACCAACGUAUAAAAUCAAAAAACCAGAGGGCAACGUUAUAGUACAAGUUACAAAAUGUAUUGUGUGCGGAAUAAAGAAUAAGAUGAAGUCCAAAGAGAAAAAGGAACAUUGGCUUGAUUAUGCAGAAGAACGAUAUGGAGAAAAACUAGUAAACGAGGUUAAGGCAACACUCCAUGUUUUGGUUCUCUUUCUUCCGCUGCCGAUUUUCUGGGCUCUCUAUGAUCAGCAAGGAUCAGGAUGGACCUUGAUGGCAGUGAGAAUGGAUGGAAACAUUGGAUUCUACACAAUUUUGCCAGAUCAGAUGCAAGUCGUCAACCCAUUGUUGAUUUUGGCUUUUAUUCCACUAUUUACCUAUUACGUUUAUCCACUUCUAGGUAAAUGUAACUUACUGAGGACUUCUCUGCAGCGAAUGGCUUGUGGAGGACUUUUAGCAGCGCUCGCUUUUGCCGUUUCUGCAUUUGUCACUAUGGCUAUUGAAAGUAAUGAUCCAAUAUUGCCAUCAGCUGGUAACAUGCAAUUAAGGGUGUACAAUCCGUCAAGCUGUAAUAUGUCUGUUAGCACCGAUAUAACAGAAAUAAAGUCAUUUACCUUAAAUCCAACAUCUUCCUAUGUGGAUGAGGAUAUUGCAUGGAGUGGAAAUAAAUCUGUAACAUUUACAUUUACGUCUAAUAAACCUGAAUGCUUAGGUGGUGAACAAAUGAUUUCUCUAGCGGAAAAGAACGCAUAUGGUAUUUUUAUCCAAGAAAAUGGGACGAUCCGCUUUUAUGAAGAUGAUGUUGCUAAGAGCAAAACUGGUUAUCCUUUAGUGAGAACUCUAUCUUAUAUUGACACAGAUAUUAAGUACACCUUAAAAGGAAAAUCGAUUAAUAUCAAUGCAGGAAACAUAUCUGCAAGAGAAUUUUCCAGUCCUGGUCGUUGGUCAGUAAACGUAGGAGAUAAACAAUUUGGAAAAUCUGUGGACUUGAGACUUGGUGGAACAUAUGCUGUAAUGCUUAAUGAGAAACAAAUGGAAAUGGAUUAUACGGUAGUGACAAAACCUAAUGCAGUCCAUAUAGCUUGGUUACUUCCUCAAUAUUUUAUUAUAACUGCUGCAGAAAUUAUGUUUUCCAUCACAGGAUUAGAGUUUUCUUACUCUCAAGCUCCGGCUUCAAUGAAGUCCUUACUGCAAGCUUGCUUUUUAUUGACUACUGCAUUUGGAAACUUAAUCAUUGUUAUUAUAGAAUCCAUUGAGAUUUUCGAUAAAAAGAGUAACGACUUUUUCUUAUAUUGUGGACUGAUGGUGGCCGAUAUGUUGAUCUUUUCGUUUAUGGCCAUGAGGUACAAAUAUAUAAAGAAGGAAGAAUCGCCGUCAAGCUCAGAAAACGAUCCUAUAGAAACUAAAGCAAAUUCAACCAAUGGUAUCGACAAUCCAUCCUUCGUAAAAAGUUCCAAUAAUAUUAAUAUUUAAGAAAAAUAACUCGAAUUUUCAACUAUGAAAAUUUUAUUUAUUUGGGGGAUGCAUUCACAACCAGUGUACUGAUUUUUUAAUAGUCAAGAAUUCAAAAUUUAAGAAGCUUAAUUUAAACAUAAAAUUGGAGUGAUCUUGUAAGAUAUGACAGAUUAUAUUAGCUUGUUCUAAUUCUAGUAUAUCAUUUAAUUUUUCUUGUAAUUAUACAUUUUAUAUAGAUAAGUUACCCUUUUUGACUUUAUAAUAUUAGAAUACAUUAGUACAUAUUGUAUAAAUAUCAGUUCACGCUACCCCCGUAUUGAAAGAAAUAGAGAAAUGUAAAUAUUUUGACUGACCUUAUUUAUUUCAGAUGUAUUAAAUCUUAAAGUAACGUUAGUGCAAAUAAAUGACAAUCUUUAGAAAAUCCAAAAUGUUUAUUUCUUUUUAAAAUGCGUAUUUUUGAUAUUCUUUUAGUACUUCAUUUCUGAAAAGACCUUAAAAAACUUUGUAUAUAGGUUUUUAAUAGGUAUUUUACUAUUCUAGAUUAAAAACAUUUGUAACUUCUGAGCAAAAUCAUUAUAUGUAUUAAAGAAAAUGUAUAU
Molecule: messenger RNA, 2631 nt
Organism: Diabrotica balteata
Lineage: Eukaryota; Metazoa; Arthropoda; Insecta; Coleoptera; Chrysomelidae
Source: the annotation of a GenBank genome assembly